Messenger RNA from Prunus armeniaca (apricot), 369 nucleotides. NCBI's taxonomy places the organism in Eukaryota, Viridiplantae, Streptophyta, Magnoliopsida, Rosales, Rosaceae. The record is from the annotation of a GenBank genome assembly.
AUGCAGGUUUCAUCACCUUCAACAAGUGCGUCUAGGGGGCAAAGUCCUUGGCAUGACAAUCCUGUUUAUAUUAACAAGAAUACGCCAUCAAACCACAGAGCCUCUUUGGAAAAAGAUGGGAGUCUAGGGAAGAUUGACUUAAGGAAAAAUGUGCAAGGCACGCCAUGUCUACAAAAGUGGAUGGAAUGCAUGACUUGGUCAGGGAUCAAACAGCUGCAGUUGCGUUUGCAGCAAGAGAAAUCUAUGCACAAUAUGCUCGAGAGGGCAAUGGGCCGAGCAUCAAGUACUCUAUCACCUGGACAUUGGCAUUUCUCUGUCCAGGCAUCAAUGUCGUACCUUCAUGUUUCAGCUGAUAUAGUGUGGAAAUGA